CGCAGUUAGGUGCACACUGGCCGAUCGGUUGUGGUCGUCGGUACGGUAAAAUUUUGUAAUUAUUAGAAUUUAAAUCCAAAGGCAUUUGCUUAUGCCAAACGCGUAAUUGUGCGCAUUGCUUAAAUAGCAAAUAGGACUUACAUUCAAAAACACACACGAACAAAUAAGGAUGUUCAACUUUAUGAAGAAGAGCGCGGGCGAUGAGGAAAAGGAGCGUCGCAAGCGCGAAAAAAAACUGCGCAAAGAGGCUAAAGGCGGCAGCGGGGGCGGGGUAACUGGCAGCAUGAGCACCGAUGAGCUGCUGCGUCUGGAGGAAGUGCGUCGAUCGCUCAAGAUACGUGGCCGCCGCAAGGAGAAGGAAAAACUGCCAAGUGGGAUAACAGCCGACUACAGUGCAGAUUUCUUUGCGGCCCUUAAUGCCGAUGCAGCUAGCAGCAACGGGAAUGGGAAUGGCACUGGUAGUGGAAAUGGCGGGCCAGAGCAGGAUCGUGGCAAUGAGGAAAUUGUAGCAUCUGUGAUGACACACAUCGAGAGUCGAAGCGCCGCCAACGGAGCUGGCAUGGCCAUUAAUUUGAACUACGGCGAGGUUACACAUUCCCUACUCUCAAGUGGACUGAAGAAUCGAUUUUUACCGCCGGUGCCGCCGAAGCCGCCCAAGCGUGGUAUUUUGAAGGGUUCGCGCAGCAACAUGACCAACGUUCAUGAGGAGAUUGUCUUCACCGGUGGCGGCACGCCCGAAAUGCUGAUGCGCAACACCAUGCAAAAUGAGCAACUGUUUGAGGGCAACCGUGGCGGCGGCAGCGGUGGCUCCAAUUCCAGCCAACACGGCACAUCCUUCACCUCCGUGGAGAGCCUGCGCAGCGAUGGCGAACAUGCACCACAGCAGCGUGCCAUGACCCUGCCGGCGAAUGCUCGCUAUGGUGCACCACAGACGCCCACGCAGACUGCCCAUUUGCAUGUGCUGACAUCACCAUCGCCGAGUGCAGACAGUCUCACAGAUACCACAAACUCCUCCUUUGCCACGCCUCCAUUUUCUAUGAGUCCUGUGGGCGAAUCGCAGGGCAUCGAUCGCUGGGCCCGUGUGCACGCAUUUGAGGAUGUGCAGUUGCCGUUGCCUCCAGUACAGCUGGUGCAGCUGCCGCCGCCCCGGCAGUUGGUCAUAAAACGGCAGAAAUCACCGCGACAUGACUUCGGUUUCAGCCUGCGAAAAGCCAUAUGCUUGGACCGCACCGAAUCGCUGAUGUCGCCCAUCUUUCGACCGGUCAUAUUUGCGGAACCUGGUGCCGGGGGUGGUGCCACGGGCCUGCUGCCUGGCGAUCGUUUGAUCAAAGUCAAUGGCACACCAGUGGGCGAUUUAUCUCGCGAGAUUAUCAUAGAGAUGAUACGCAACAGUGGUGAUGCUGUUACCGUCGAGGUGCAACCAGUGGCUGAGCUGGUGGAGCUGAGCAAGCGCUGCAUGGCGCCCAGCACGGCCACCGUUGAAGAGAUCGAUCAUUCCAUUAACAACGGCAACUGUAACACUCUUCGCCGCAGCGCCAGCAAACGCUUCAAGCGUCAGAGUCGGCACGAGAAUGGUACGGGUGGCAUUAUUGGCAUAAACGAUAGCGAUGUGGACAUAGUCGAUGAAGCCGCACAGCCGGAACGUGUGUGGCUGGUGCAUCGCGGUGGCUUUACUGCAGCGAUCCGUCUGCCGCCCAGCGAAACGGCGUAUGAGGAGCACAAGUUGAACGUGCGAUUGCUGCAUAAUGGCGAACAGUUGACCGUGGAUGAGGAUGACAUCGAAAAGCAGAACAUCCCCGCAUUGGAUUUGGCUGAGGACAUCUGCGAGCUGAAGUAUCUGAACGAGGCGUCCGUGCUGCACUGCCUCCGACAGCGAUAUGCCAGCAAUCUGAUACACACUAAGGCGGGGCCCACGCUGCUCGUGGUCAAUCCAAUGGCACCGCUGUCGCUCUACUCUGAGAAGGUUGUAUCCAUGUUUCGCGGUUGCAAAACGGAGGACAUGCCGCCCCACGUCUACUCGCUAGCCCAGACCGCCUACAGGAGUUUGGUUGAAACGCGACGCGAUCAAAGUCUAAUAUUCAUGGGUCGUUCUGGUUCUGGCAAGACCACAAGCUUUAAGCAUGCGCUCAACUACUUGGCGUUGGCUGCUGCAAAACUAAUAAACCCAGUCGAAGCCCAGCCGUUGCGCAAAGUGCUCAGAGAGCGGAGCGACUGCUCACGUGCGUACAAUAAUUUUAUUAAUGCGGAAAAAGUGAGUGCAUUGUGCACAAUUUUGGAAGCCUUUGGUAAUACGAGAACAUGUCUGAACUCGAAUGCGACGCGUAUGACGCAGCUGCUCAGCUUGGAUUUCGAUCAGACUGGUCAAAUAGCAUCAGCAUCUUUACAGGUGCUGCUACCGGAACGACAACGUGCGGGACGGCGACUAUCGCAAGAGCACAGCUUUCACAUUAUGACGCGGCUGUUGGCUGGAGCUGCAGGUCUGCUGCAGAAAGAAUUGCAUUUAGAGAACAUCUCGUCGGAAGACAGCCAUCCGUUCAUAUCGCUUUCGCAACGAUUGGAAGAUCGUCAUCGGGCAGCCAAUGACUUUUUGCGUACAGUGCAGGCUUUCGAGACUCUAAACAUCGAUGCCAAGGCUGUGCGGGGAAUCUGGAGUAUACUGGCUGCUAUUUAUCAUCUGGGCAUUGCGGGCAUUACUCGAAUGGGCACUGGAGCAACGGCUCGAACGCAGUUUGCCAAUCCGACAGCAGCACGCAAGGCCGCUAGCCUAUUAGGCGUCAAUCUGGAGGAUUUAUCGGCAGCCGCUUUUGGUCUUACCCAACCCAAUAUGGGCGCAAGCUUGAGUCCUUCUAAGUCGCCCACCUCGGAUGGGGGCCAGGAGUGGGCCUGGGAAUGUCUCGAAGCGCUCGUCAUUGGCCUCUACUCAGAAGCUCUGGCCGCUGUGGUGGCUCUGAUAAAUCGACAGAUCUGCACUUCAGCCCAUACUAUUGCUUCAAUAAUGUUGAUCGAUACACCAGGCUUCCAAAAUCCAGCCAGUUGUGGUCAACAACUGGGUGCCACUCUGGCAGAUUUGCGUCACAACUAUCUGCAGGAGCGACUCCAAAUGCUUUUUCAUCACACAACACUGGUAGCGCCACGGGAUCGCUAUGCCCAGGAACUGGUGGAGAUCGAAAUGGAUCAUGCCUCCGAUUGUCAUCCGGGUCCGCUGAUAUCACUGAUUGACAAGGCUCCGCAGAAUCAUGUGGUGCGAUCUUCACAGCGCGAUUUGCGCGAGCAUGAUCGUCGCGGUUUGCUCUGGCUAUUGGAUGAGGAGGCCAUCUAUCCGAACUCGAACGACGACACAUUCCUAGAGCGUUUGUUCUCGCAUUACGGUGAUCGUGAACAUCACACUUUGUUACGCAAAUGUGCCGGACAGCGUCAGUUUGUGCUGCAUCAUCUGCAGGGCACCAAUCCGGUGCUCUAUGCCGUCGAUGGCUGGGUGCGAAACAGUCGCGAGCAUCCUGGCAUAAGGAACGCCGUGUCGCUGCUGCAGGACAGCAGUCGUGAAGAGAUAAAUCGUCUUUAUAUUGGCUCACUGACACGCGGCUCUGGUGCCAUGGUGUUUUGCGGCUCGUUCGCAGGCCUGGAGGGUACACAGUCGUUGCGUCGCGUUUCCAGCAUACGGCGUUCCUUCACUACGGCAGGCGUUAAACGUAACUCAAUUAUGCUGCAGGUGAAGUUCACCGUGGAUGGCAUAAUUGACACGUUGCGUCGCACGGGCACUCACUUUGUGCACUGCUAUUUGCUACAACACAAUGCGGGAAAGCAUGCCAAAUUUACGGCGAAUGGGUCGCCCAGCACGGCGUUAGUUCAGCCGGCUACCGAGGAGGAGCUGGUCAAUGUGCCACUGUUAAGGAGUCAGCUACGUGGCUCACAAGUUUUAGAGGCGGCUCGUCUGCAUCGUCUGGGCUUCCCCGAAUCUGUGCCAUUACUAGAGUUUGUGCGUCGCUUCGGAUUACUAGCCGGCGACUUGGCUAGCAAUAAAGAUAUUACCGUGGAACAAAUACUCGCUGUCAACGAACUGGACGUAGCCAGUUAUCGCAUAGGACCAAGUCAAAUACUUUUCCGGUCCGGCGUGCUCAAUGAGCUGGAAGCAAAGCGAGAUGUGCUGCUAUCGGAUCGCAUUAUACAGCUGCAAUCAUUGUGUCGUGGCUAUUUGGCACGCAAAAAGAUGUCACAGCGACGUGUGCAGGAGCUGGCAGUGCGUUGCAUUCAGCGCAAUGUUAAAGCCUUUUUGGCCGUGCGCGAUUGGCCCUGGUGGCGUUUGCUGGUUCGUGUAACACCUCUACUCAAUGUGCAUCGCACCGAGGAGCAGCUGAAGAUCGCCAAUGAGGAGCUGCUCAUGCUGCGCGCCAAGCUGGAGAAGAUCGAGUACGAUCGCAGCGAAGUGAAGAACGAAAAUCAGAAAUUGGAAGCCAAGUUAUCCGAGCUGACUGUUGAUCUGGCGGAGGAGCGCUCCACGGCGCAUAUUGCCACCGAGCGCUUGGAAGCGGAGACGGCCGAACGCCUAAAGCUCGAAAAGGAGCUCGGAGACAACCAGUCGAAAGUUAAGAACCUGCAGGAGAUGAGCGAGAAGCUGGAAAUGGAGCUAAUAUGCGCCAAGUCUGACUUGAAUGGCAUCUCCGAGGACGAGGAUGCCGAACACGAAGAGGGCGCCGGUGGAGUUUACAAGCUAAAAUACGAACGCGUGGCCAGGGAACUGGAGUUCACCAAACGCCGACUGCAGACGCAGCAUGAGCACGAUCUGGAACAGCUGGUCGGGCUCAAGAAGCAAUUGGAGAAGAAGCUUUCCGAUGCCUACGAAGAAGUUGAGGAACAACGUCAGGUUGUGGGCCAAUGGAAGCGCAAGGCUCAAAAGAUGACCAACGAGAUGAAUGAUUUGCGCAUGCUGCUCGAGGAGCAAAAUGCACGCAACAAUUUGCUGGAGAAGAAGCAGCGCAAAUUCGAUGCCGAGUGCCAAUCCCUGCAGGAUGCAUCGCGCCAGGAGCGGCAGGCCAAGGAGCGCUACGGACGCGAAAAAGAUGUGCUCCAAGCUGAGAAAUUCACGCUCGAACAAGCACUGGCGGAUACGCGUCUAGAUCUGGAGCUGAAGGAAGAGAAAUUGGCGUCGUUGCAGCGUGAACUGGAGGAGAUGACCUUUGGUGGCGGCACCGAGGAAGAGUUUGCUCAGCUACGACGCUCUAAGAACGAAACGGAACGUCGUGCGAAGGAGCAGGAGGAAGAGCUGGACGAAAUGGCUGGACAAAUACAGCUGCUGGAGCAGGCCAAGUUGCGCCUAGAGAUGACCCUCGAGACCAUGCGAAAGGAGGCACGUCGGGAGUCACAGCAACGCGAUGAGGAGCUGGAGGAGGUGCGUGGCAAUGGCUACAAAAAGAUCAAGGCACUUGAAUGUCAGUUGGAAACGGAGCACGAGGAGCGUACGUUGCUGUUGCGCGAAAAGCACGAGCUAGAGCGACGGCUGUCGUCAAUGGAAGAUCGCGAUCGUGUAGAUCGGGAUGCCGAGGAGGCCCUCAAUCAAAAAUUGCGUCGCGAUUUGCGCAAAUACAAGGCCUUACUAAAGGAUGCGCAAACGCAGCUAGAGCGACAGAAGGCAGAUACACCUGGCAAGACGCUCAUCCGACAGCUGCGCAAUCAGCUAGAAGACGCGGAAUCGGCCCGCACGCUUGCCAUGAAGGCGCGACAGACAGCUGAAGCUGAGUUGGCCGAGGUGCAAGCGAUGUUCGAGGAGUCACAUAGGGCUCGCAACGAUGCCGAGGAGCGCGCCAAUGCUGCACACCGCGAUCGAGCUGAGCUGCAAGCGCAGAUCGAAGAGAACGAGGAGGAGCUGGGCGAGCUGAUGAAGAAGUACAGCGCCACCGUCAAGCAGCUCAAUGCGGAACAAGUCAACGUUUCCGAAUCGGAAUUCAAGCUCACUGAACUCGAAGCAGAGCGCAACAAUCUCAAAGAACAGGUGGCCGAGUUGCAGCAUAGACUGGACAACGUGGAGAAUUUGGGUGAUCCUUCCAUAGCUGUAAUGUCCAAGCGUCUUGAAAUGCGCACUAAGGAGCUGGAGUCGCGGCUGGAACUGGAGCAGGCGACACGCGCACGCCUUGAGGUGCAAGUGAGCCGGCAUAAGGAGUCGUUGGAGAAGCUGCAAAACGAAGUCACCCAGUCGAAGCUGCGCGAAAUGCAAUCACAAGAUGUGCUCAAAAAAUCUCAAAAGAGUUUGCGCGACAUGCGCGAAGAAUAUCAUUCGCUGUCCAGCCGUGAACAGGAGUCACUGACGCGUCGCAAGGACUUGGAGAAGAAAAUGGAAGUCAUGGAGUCCGAGGGCAUGGCGCUAAAGAACGAUUUACGCCUGGCGCUGCAGCGCAUUGCAGAUCUGCAGCAGGCCAUGGAGGAGGAGGGCGAGGAGGAGUUAAGCGAGAGCGAGGAUAGUAUGAGCUCGGUGGGCUCGAUUAGCGAUUUGGAGGACCGACUGCGACCCGUGCAUGUAAAGCGGAGCUCACAGCAGUCAUUAAACGGCCCCACUAUCCCACCAAGCACCACACGCACGCUGAUCUGUGAAAAGGACGACAACAGCCCUAGGUACGCUGAUAACGAAGUCAACUCAAACAGCAGGCAGCACAAGCACUAAGCACCGUAGUCGCAUUAGCUCGAUAAUACUUAUGCAUAUGAAUAACUAUCACUAGUUAGUUAGCUAGCUAGCUAGCUACUUAGCUUGUAAGGUCUGUUGCUAUUUGCCGGCUUAUCUAAUUAACAUAAUUACUUCAUACAUGCAAACUACAAACUACAAACCAUGCCAACCACAUCCAAAACUGACCCAAAAACAACAAACAAACAACGCCGCCUCCCGCCAUCAAUGCGAUUAAAACAAAACAAAAUCAUAAAACCACAAAACUCAAAAAAUCAUAAACCGAAUUGCUUUUGUAAAUAUCUUUAUGCAAAACACAUCCCGCCUUCCAAAACGUCCAUCCAAAACCAAAACAAAACUGCGCCCUCCCUCUCUUGGUGUGCGUGCGUAUGCGUGUGUGUGUGCGUGUAAACCAUUAGCUUUUUCUUAUUAUAGAAUAACAGUGACGUCGCCAUCGUCGCCACAUAUACACAAACUGGCACUGGCGGCUAAAGCCAUACCGGACCAAAAACCGGACA
Messenger RNA from Drosophila hydei, 7167 nucleotides. It is a transcript of the gene Mhcl, whose product is annotated as unconventional myosin-XVIIIa. Bases 170 to 6652 code for a protein of 2160 amino acids. NCBI's taxonomy places the organism in Eukaryota, Metazoa, Arthropoda, Insecta, Diptera, Drosophilidae. The transcript has 18 exons. Gene Ontology annotation, cellular component: myosin complex. The record is from RefSeq and is a predicted model, not a curated record. Gene Ontology annotation, molecular function: cytoskeletal motor activity; ATP binding; protein binding.